GGAGUGCGAGAUUCCGCCUGACAUACGUAUGGGCGCGAGGCACGAAGCCUUGUUGUAUAGUAUAUACCUGUAGCACGCCUUGUUACCACAACAGCAACAACAACUCAUAGUCAUCAGUUUCGUCGUCUAUAAUGACAGAGCCUGUUGUAUCGGUCGGUACGAGUACCCUGGUUGUCUUUUCGGUCAUCUCCGUCGACGUAUGGACUGGACGAUCUCGAAGUUCUCACACAACGAAUCGAACUCAUCUUAUAUCGCUCGUCGACCAUGUCAGAAUGAUCGUACGGUUCAGAGCAUCCCUCUCAUGAUCCCAUGCUCAAUCUCGCCGGUCUAGGGAUCGCUGGCAUCAAAGCAAGACAUGCAUACGGCUCCCUUCCACACCUAGCUCGUCGAUUCAACUCCAACACCGCCUUGAACCUCGAUCGGUUGACGUCCGACCAAGAUCAUCGAGAAGCAGCUCGGUGGCUCGAAAAGUUCAAGCAGGAUGGAUCGGACAGGAUUCCAAGGACUGCUUUUGAGAUUCAGAUGACUAGGUCUUCGGGACCUGGAGGACAGAAUGUUAAUAAGCUCAGUACAAAGGCGAUGUUGAGGAUGGACGUUCCACCGAAACCCGAUCCGGCGGGGAACAAGUGGUUACCGGAUUUCAUCGUCAGCCCUUUGCGUGCAUCGCCUCAAUACACCUCGUCGCCCCCCUCCAUCCUCCUAACAUCCUCAACAACCCGCUCAGCCGCCCAAAACAAACUCUUAGCCAUAGAGAAACUCUAUCAACUGAUCGUCUCUUCCGCGGAGAACUGUAUCGUCACCCCGACGAGCGAGGAGCAGAAGGAAAAAGUAGCUAGGCUGGUACAGCGGGAAGAAAGGAGGAGGAGGGAGGAGAAGGUCAAGAGGGGUGGGAAGAAGGAGAGUAGGAGGAAGGGGAAUUGGGAUUAGGAAUUAGAUCUUGGGGGGGUUCGGCCUGGCUUGAGGAUGGUUAUCGGGAUCAUCGAAUGGUAUUAUGAUGGUGAUC
Messenger RNA from Filobasidium floriforme, 1003 nucleotides. RefSeq lists its product as uncharacterized. Gene Ontology annotation, cellular component: mitochondrial large ribosomal subunit. NCBI's taxonomy places the organism in Eukaryota, Fungi, Basidiomycota, Tremellomycetes, Filobasidiales, Filobasidiaceae. The record is from RefSeq and is a predicted model, not a curated record. The coding region runs from base 310 to 927 and encodes 205 amino acids. The transcript has 3 exons. Gene Ontology annotation, molecular function: translation release factor activity. Gene Ontology annotation, biological process: mitochondrial translational termination.